Aphanomyces invadans is the source of this 809-nucleotide messenger RNA. RefSeq lists its product as hypothetical. The record is from RefSeq and is a predicted model, not a curated record. Lineage: Eukaryota; Oomycota; Saprolegniomycetes; Saprolegniales; Verrucalvaceae. Bases 18 to 731 code for a protein of 237 amino acids. The transcript has 4 exons.
UUCAGUGUUGUUGGAUCAUGGGGAGUCGAGCCAAGGCCGCGCUGCUGCGCAGUGCGCUGUGCCUCACAACAGCGAAGCCACGUCCGAGCCCAACGCUGUUCAUGUUCCCUGGGUUGACGUCGGCGCCGUUCCACAACCCGCGCGACUUUGACUGGACGCGAGCUCUCGAAGCAAACGUAGAUGUGAUUCGGUCAGAGUACUUGGCGCUCAAAGCGAACCAGAAGACAUCCGACUACGACGUGCAAAGUGGGCACGAACACGCAUUGCACAAUGGACAAUGGGACUGGUUCAGCUAUAUGACAAAAGGCAACAAAACCGGUAACGACGCAUUCGAGGAGCAUUGCCCCACCACAACGUCGCUUUUGAACUCGAUUCCCGGUUUUAUGACGUCCAUUCCGUUUGCGUACACGUUCUUCUCGAGUCUCCAGCCAGGGAGUUCCAUCAAAGCCCACUCCGCGCCAUGCAACAUUCGCCUGCGAUGCCAUUUUCCGCUCUUCGUUCCUCCUGGAUGUGGGAUCCGAGUUGGCGACCAAAUCCGCACGUGGAAGGAAGGCGAAUGCUUGAUCUUGGACGAUUCGUACGACCACGAAGUGUGGCAUGACGGGAAGAAGGGCGAACGAGUUGUGCUGUUGUUUGACUUUUGGCAUCCCGAUCUCGUUCCCGAAGAGCGAGAUGCCCUCAUCGACAUGUUUGCGGAGGCAAAGACCAAGGGAUGGCUGUCGGACAAGUAGCGCGGUGCCACAAAUUUCCGGCACCGGUCGUGGGCUUAGCUGUAUAACAAGGACAUAGAAGUUGUAGUCGUCGAGAAG